GGCCCCUCGUACGGCGUCUCUUCAGCCAUCCCGGCGCCACGUCGGAGAACGACUCUAGGGCUAUACGCGCUUGCGCUUUGUCUAUAACCGGAAACAAAUGGCCUCCGUGCGGUACUUUUGACUCUGCUAUCGUGCAGGGUGCUCCUUUAGUUCGCCACGCGCGGCUGGUGCCACGCAGCUUUAAGAUUCUUUCCUUUCCCAUAAGCGUCAUUCUGCAUGCUUGACUUCGCCCUGCGCCACAGUUUACUUUCAUUUAUAUUCGCAGUGCCCCCACGAUGGUGCCCGAAUCCACGAGACAAGAGUCACUGGAACUCGAGGCCAUGUCACAGGACGAGCUUCUCGGCCCAGAACAAGGUACCAUGGGCGACAAAGGCAACGGGAAGGCUAAGAAGCCACUGUCCUUCUACCUAACCUUCUUGGCACUGAACAUCUGCGUCCUGCUCGUCUCGCUGGAUACAACUGCGCUUUCAGUCGCGAUACCGUUGAUAACCCGUGAUCUUGGCGGCACUACUCUCGAAGCUUUCUGGGCCAGUCUCUGUUUCACUCUGGCCGUUGUCGCCGUUAUGCCAAUCAUCACCAGUGUUUCCGAUGUCAUAGGCCGCAAAAUCCCACUCUACAUCUCCUUCGUCUUGUUUCUCGUCGGUUCCAUCGUCUUCGCGCAGGCCCACAGCAUGGCCGUACUCAUACUUGGCCGCGUUUUACAAGGUCUGGGCGGCGGGGGUCUUGACGUUCUGGGCGAGGUCAUCCUGGCAGAUAUUACCACCCUCAAAGAGCGGCCCUUAUACCUGGGGUUAUUCUCCCUUCCCAUGGCUGGCGGCGCCAUCUGUGGUCCCAUCGUGGGAGCGGCACUUGCACAGUAUGUCAGCUGGAGAUGGAUCGGCUGGAUCAACCUCCCAUUUGGUGUAACCGGCCUGGUGCUCUUCAUCUUUUUCUUGCGUCUCAAAAGCAUCAACACUUCGCUUACUGACAAACUCGGGCGCCUCGACUGGUUUGGUAUGGCGCUUUUUGUGAUCGGCAGCACCUUGUUUUCCAUUCCGCUCUCUUGGGCCGGCGCCCUGUAUCCGUGGGCCUCAUACCAUACGCUUGUGCCCUUCAUAUUAGGAAUUCUGUUCUUGGUAGCAUUCGGCUUCUACGAGGCGCGACCCGUUCAGCCUGUCUUCCCAUACCGCAUUUUUAAGAGCCGGACGGCCAACGCUACUCUCAUUGGCUCUUUCAUACAUGGCGCCGUGUUCAACAGCGGCCUCCUCUAUCUGCUACUAUCCUUCCAGGCUACAUUUCGAGAGACAGCAUCCAGGUCAGCGGUUUCGGUACUGCCAAUAUGCAUUACCAUCGUCGUAUUCAGCGUAGUUGGCGCUGUCAGUGUCGAGGUCACUCGCAAGUAUAAGCUAAUUACGAUUGUUGCAUGGCCAUGCAUGGCCAUCGGUAUUGGCAUUAUGGCGCUGUGGAAACCGCAUGCCGUAGCUGCAUUCAGAUAUGGUCCUCAAGUGCUUGCUGGGAUAGGCAUCGGCAUAUUGUUCACCACCACCACAUUCCCCAUGAAUGCAAGCCAGCAUAUCGACGAUGCUGGACUUGCUGUUGGCAUCAUGGUGUCCUUCCGCAUGUUUGGAGGCCUGACUGGCAUGUCUAUCUCCUCGACAGUCUUCCACAGCGUUUUCAAGCAUCGCAUCUCCCUGCUUGGCGCGCUUCCCGCUCAACUCGCCAAAAUCCAUGACGUCCGCGAGGCUGUCGGCUUCAUACCUUCUCUACGUUCAAUCGAUCACAAGAUCCCACUCUACGGCGCGGUGGUUGAGGCAUACAGACUUUCCUUUAUGGCUGUAUUCGUGGUACUCGCCAGCAUGGCUGCUGUUGGCUUCUUUUUCUCUCUUUUCAUCGAAGAUCUCAGUCUCGAAAGUGACGAGGUUGGAAGGCAGGGCUUCGAGCAGCAGAAAUAAAACAUGUGUCGAACGGAAAAUAAUUUAUCUACUUCGCCAAUAUAUUAAACAUGAAUAAUCUG
This is a messenger RNA of Exserohilum turcica Et28A, 1993 nucleotides long. RefSeq lists its product as uncharacterized. The record is from RefSeq and is a predicted model, not a curated record. Gene Ontology annotation, molecular function: transmembrane transporter activity. Gene Ontology annotation, biological process: transmembrane transport. The coding region runs from base 276 to 1931 and encodes 551 amino acids. Lineage: Eukaryota; Fungi; Ascomycota; Dothideomycetes; Pleosporales; Pleosporaceae. The transcript has 2 exons.